Messenger RNA from Solanum stenotomum, 1104 nucleotides. RefSeq names its product disease resistance protein RPH8A-like. Bases 38 to 961 code for a protein of 307 amino acids. The transcript is spliced from 2 exons. The record is from RefSeq and is a predicted model, not a curated record. Lineage: Eukaryota; Viridiplantae; Streptophyta; Magnoliopsida; Solanales; Solanaceae.
CUCACUUGAUCUUUCUAACUUAAAGUUGAGGUCAAUUAUGUUCUUCGAUCUCAAUUUUCGUAAGAUGAGUCAUAUAAACUUCAGGAGUGUGUUCCAACAUCUAUAUGUGUUGUACUUAGAUAUGCAUGCUGGGAAUGCGUCUAUAGUACCUGAUGCCAUAGGGAGUUUGUACCACCUAAAGUUGUUAAGAUUGAGAGGUAUCUAUGAUCUUCCGUCUUCCAUUGGCAACCUCAAGAAUCUACAGACACUUGUUGUCAAUGAGGGGGGAUACUCUUGCAACCUACCCCGCGAGACAGCUGACCUGAUAUAUCUAAGACAUUUAGUUGCUCUGUACAAUAUAGAACUUCUGGUACAUAUAAGCAAACUCACUAGUCUUCAAGUUCUUGAAGGCAUUGGUUGUGAUCAAUGGAAAGAUGUUGACCCUGUUGAUUUAGUCAAUCUUCGAGAAUUAACCAUGGAUCAUAUUAAGAAAUUUUACUCCCUAAACAACAUUAGCAGCUUGAAAAACCUUAGCACUCUCAGAUUAUUGUGUUAUGCUAAUGAAUCAUUCCCAUCUCUUGAAUUUGUUAAUUGUUGUGAAAAGCUCCAGAAAUUGAGGUUACAAGGGAGAAUAGAGAAACUGCCUGAUUUGUUUCCAAAUUCCAUCACAAUGAUAGCUCUUUUCUGCUCAAGACUGACAGAAGAUCCGAUGCCUAUUUUGGGAAUGUUGCCAAAGCUAAGGAAUCUCAUAUUAGAUGAAGCAGCUUAUGAAGGAAAAGAAAUAAUGUGCAGUGAUAACAACUUCAGUCAACUCGAGUUCCUUCAUCUUAGUGAACUUGAUAAGCUAGAAAGAUGGCAUUUAGGCACAAAUGUCAUGCCUCUGAUUAAAGGUCUUGGUAUCCAUGACUGUCCCAAUUUAAAGGAGAUUCCUGAGAGAAUGAAAGACGUGGAGAUGUUGAAGAGGAAUUAUAAUAAGUGGUGAAGCUUUUCAAGCAUAUAUAUAUCAUUGGUUUUAGUGUUUAAUUUCUUAUUGUUUUAAGCUUUUUGAGUGACUGUAAUUGGUUUGAACAUAAUUCGUCUACUGUAAGUUCUCUUGCUUAUCCACAUUUAUUUAAGACAAUAUGC